CGUUAUCAGCACGUGAUGACACAUUCUCGCACCUAUGCGACCAGCUCCCCAGAGGCAGGGCGGCCCAAAGAGGCCUCAGGUAAACGAUGGCACAAUCCUCUUCGACCGAGCAACCUAUGCAGACUUCCAAGGGAGACUCCCCACCCCACCCUGAUGCAGGUGAGUGUUUUGCUUUACGGUGCCUGUGGACUCAAUGUGACAGUGCCUCAGAUCGACCCAGAAAUCCUGUAGCCUCUCGAUCUCCCCCGCUGGUCGCAAAUGUCGACGACAAUCCACGAAGCCCCAAGCGGCGACGACUUUCCGCAGAACAGGAGCUGCAGACAGUCAAAAUUGAGGCAGAUGGGGAGGUUUCCGGUGGACAAUCGAUAGGUGCAAAAUCUACAACAACACGUGGGAGUCAAGAUGGAGGAUAUGAAACAACCCUUCCUCAGCCACGGCCUCCUUCCACGGACGGGGUGCAGCAGGGCGUCAAUUCUGUCGUCAAAACAGAAGGUUCUGAGGCACAGGCUGGGGCUGUAAAGUCUGCGACAACAACCACAGGUCCUGAUGGAAAAGCUGCGCCGAGACCUCCGCAGCAACAGUCUCCUGCAGCAAGCAGCCGACUGGAUAAUUUGCCCAUCCUCGACAAGCAGUCGUCACAGCUCUUAAGUUUCCUGUCUCGGUUGACGCCGGCCGAAGCAAUGGGACUGUCGAGUGCGCCGAGUGCCCCAACUACCAAGGAGUAUGCCGCAUUGCGCGCUUCAUUUGAUCGGACUAGGAGGCUUCUCAGUCCCGGCUGGCCCUUUCUGUCGCCGCAUGAUUUGGGACUGCGCGAUAGCAAUCAGAUCGAGAUCAUCCGCAAGGCUAACCAGGCAAUCUUCAUGUCCAGCAUUUUCACAGGGGAGAUAGGUCUUCGGGACAUGGACAGGAGUUUCCUUGCCGUGUUCGUGCCCGAAAAUGGCAAAUUACUAAAAGCGCAGGCUUCUAUGUAUCUCGAACUGAAGACCCAGGGCUUUAUUACAGCCUGGAGAACAGGUGCUGCUCCACCCAACAUUGUUAUGGCUGAUCUCUUUGGGCCUGACCUAGACAAGGCUCUCUUAGCAAGAAGGCCCGGCACGACGGGACUGGCUCCCACGGAACAGGAGUUCCUCAUCAGGCUCGCGUCCCGUCGCGAUAUUCUGCAAAGCCACGUCAAGAACAAUACCCUCGAUCAGCUCCCCUUAAAGUAUAGGUGGGAGGACUUCAGCCGAGAAGUGUCCUCCUAUCUAAUCAAGUACAUCGAAAAUCCCUCCAAUUCUGGUGAAGGUGUCUCGAACGAAGGCAAUGACCCGACGAGGAGCCUCCAUCGGGGACAGAUGGAAGGACAGUUCUCCAUCCACGGCCCACCGCUCCCAGUCUCAUCGACCGAUUCCAUUCUUUCAUCAAAACCUCAGGUCAAGCAUACUACCGAGCUGCCAGAUGACGGCGAUUUUGUUGCGCAAGCAGCAAGGGCUGCAGAGAUUGCACUUCGAAGUACCCUGGGCUUAGCGUAUUCGGAAAAGAUCCCCGAUGGACCUCCGUCAACAAGUCCAACGGUACAACAAGACACAUCUACAAUCCGUCCCCCAGCCCCGCUCCCCGAAAUACGGGACUCUAACUUGGACAGCGCCUUAUCAAAAUCACCUGCAAUCGAGCAAAAGCCCGUUACCGAGGAGAUUCCUCACGCGUCUCAGACUGCUCCUACGUCAGUUCUCUAUGAAAGAGCCCGGUUGGCGGCCACGAAGGCCUCACUUGCUCUUGAGAAGAAGCCGUUAGCGCCCAGUCAAAGACGUCCGUGGACUACUGAGGAAGAGAAUGCUCUCAUGACCGGGCUGGACCAAGUCAAAGGGCCCCAUUGGAGUCAAAUUCUAGCCAUGUAUGGGCCGGGAGGCACUAUUAGCGAGGCGCUGAAAGAUCGAAACCAGGUCCAACUCAAGGACAAGGCGCGGAAUCUGAAGCUGUUCUUCUUGAAAAGUGGCAUUGAGGUGCCCUAUUAUCUCAAAUACGUGACUGGCGAUUUGAAAACGCGUGCUCCGGCCCAAGCUCUCCGACAAGAAGCUAUGGAGCGCGACAGGCUGCUGGCAGAGGGGGAUGACGCGGCGUUAGAUGACUUGCCAGGCGAGGGUGAGGGCGAGGAACAGCUUGGGGAAGACGUAGAUGACUCUACGUUCAUCCAGGACUCACCCCUCACCAAUGGGGCCGGACAAGGCACUCCCACAGAGGAGACUAAGAAGCCUUUUGAACCGAGCAUGGCAGAUGUUGAGGCCAUCAUAGCCAAAGCAAAUGCACAAACGGCAGAGUCCGUCGGGUCGGGCAAGUCGUAGCACUAAAAGGGGAAGGCAAAACUUCCUUCUUCGAGGAAAUUGAUGCGAUCAUGCGGGAGUUGCCAAGUCUUCAUUGAUCAUUCUCAACAUUGAGCAGGAAGUUAGCGCGGCGUGAUUGGCGGAUACAAUGUCUUCUCGUGGAAGCGGAAACGCCUUUGAGGCUGGCAGGGAUCUGCUUUGAUGGAGCAAAAGAGAUAUUGUCUUGGAGAGAAAUGAGCGCAAUGUUGUAAAAUCUGUGACCGGCCAAAGUUCCUAUU
This is a messenger RNA of Cladophialophora immunda, 2578 nucleotides long. RefSeq lists its product as uncharacterized. The transcript has a single exon. The coding region runs from base 87 to 2321 and encodes 744 amino acids. Gene Ontology annotation, biological process: telomere maintenance via telomere lengthening. The record is from RefSeq and is a predicted model, not a curated record. Lineage: Eukaryota; Fungi; Ascomycota; Eurotiomycetes; Chaetothyriales; Herpotrichiellaceae. Gene Ontology annotation, molecular function: protein homodimerization activity; double-stranded telomeric DNA binding.